Messenger RNA from Agelaius phoeniceus (red-winged blackbird), 3553 nucleotides. It is a transcript of the gene EPHB3, whose product is annotated as EPH receptor B3. The record is from RefSeq and is a predicted model, not a curated record. Gene Ontology annotation, molecular function: protein binding; transmembrane-ephrin receptor activity; ATP binding. NCBI's taxonomy places the organism in Eukaryota, Metazoa, Chordata, Aves, Passeriformes, Icteridae. Gene Ontology annotation, biological process: axon guidance; ephrin receptor signaling pathway; protein phosphorylation. Gene Ontology annotation, cellular component: plasma membrane; dendrite.
CUGAUGGACACAAAGUGGGUGACCUCUGAGUUGGCAUGGACAACUCAUCCGGAGACAGGGUGGGAAGAAGUCAGUGGUUAUGACGAGGCCAUGAACCCUAUCCGCACGUACCAGGUCUGCAACGUACGGGAGGCCAACCAGAACAACUGGCUUCGUACCAAAUUCAUCCAGCGCCAGGACGUCCAGCGCGUCUACGUGGAGCUGAAGUUCACUGUGCGGGACUGCAACAGCAUUCCCAACAUCCCUGGCUCCUGUAAAGAGACCUUCAACCUCUUCUAUUAUGAGUCAGAUACGGAUUCUGCCUCUGCAAACAGCCCUUUCUGGAUGGAGAACCCCUAUAUCAAAGUGGAUACAAUUGCCCCAGAUGAGAGCUUCUCCAAGCUGGAGUCUGGCCGUGUGAACACCAAGGUGCGCAGCUUUGGCCCUCUCUCCAAGAAUGGUUUUUACCUUGCCUUCCAAGACCUGGGAGCCUGCAUGUCCCUCAUCUCCGUCCGGGCUUUCUACAAGAAAUGCUCCAACACCAUUGCUGGCUUUGCUAUCUUCCCGGAGACUCUAACGGGGGCCGAGCCCACUUCCCUGGUCAUCGCGCCGGGCACCUGCAUCCCCAAUGCAGUGGAGGUGUCUGUGCCCCUCAAGCUGUACUGCAACGGCGACGGCGAGUGGAUGGUACCCGUGGGAGCAUGCACGUGUGCUGCUGGAUAUGAGCCCACCAUGAAGGAUACCCAGUGCCAAGCGUGCGGCCCAGGAACCUUCAAAUCUAAGCAGGGGGAAGGUCCCUGCUCUCCCUGCCCUCCCAAUAGCCGGACCACCUCUGGAGCAGCAAUGGUCUGCACUUGUCGAAACGGCUUUUUCCGGGCAGACACGGACCCCGCAGACAGCGCCUGCACCAGUGUCCCCUCAGCCCCCCGCAAUGUCAUCUCCAACGUGAACGAGACGUCGCUGGUGCUGGAGUGGAGCGAGCCGCAGGACACGGGCGGGAGGGACGACCUGCUCUACAACGUCAUCUGCAAGAAAUGCAGCGUGGAGCGGCGCCUGUGCACCCGCUGCGACGACAACGUGGAGUUCGUGCCGCGCCAGCUCGGCCUCACUGAGCGACGCAUCUACAUCAGCAACCUGAUGGCCCACACCCAGUACACCUUCGAGAUCCAGGCCGUGAACGGCAUCUCCAACAAGAGUCCCUACCCUCCCCAUUUUGCCUCUGUCAACAUCACCACCAACCAGGCAGCCCCAUCUGCCGUACCGACGAUGCACCUGCACAGCAGCACCGGGAACAGCAUGACGCUGUCAUGGACUCCCCCAGAGAGACCCAACGGCAUCAUUCUGGACUAUGAGAUCAAGUACUCGGAGAAGCAAGGCCAGAGUGAUGGCAUCGCCAACACAGUCACCAGCCAGAAGAACUCGGUGCGGCUGGACGGGCUGAAGGCCAACGCUCGGUACAUGGUGCAGGUGCGGGCGCGCACCGUGGCAGGGUACGGCCGCUACAGCCUCCCCACGGAGUUCCAGACCACUGCCGAGGGCGGUUCCACCAGCAAGACUUUCCAGGAGCUGCCUCUGAUCGUGGGUUCGGCCACUGCAGGGCUGGUGUUCGUCAUCGUGGUGGUGGUGAUUGCCAUCGUCUGCUUCAGGAAAGGGAUGGUUACUGAACACCUCCUCUCGUCUCCUUUGGGCAGGAAGCAGCGCAACAACACCGACCCUGAGUACACAGAGAAGCUGCAGCAAUAUGUUACCCCUGGGAUGAAGGUGUACAUUGACCCUUUCACCUACGAGGACCCAAACGAAGCUGUCCGGGAAUUCGCCAAAGAGAUUGACAUCUCCUGUGUGAAAAUUGAGGAGGUCAUUGGAGCAGGGGAGUUUGGAGAGGUGUGCCGUGGGCGCCUGAAGCUGCCUGGCCGCCGCGAGAUCUUCGUGGCCAUCAAGACACUGAAGGUGGGCUACACAGAGCGGCAGCGGCGGGACUUCCUGAGCGAGGCCAGCAUCAUGGGCCAGUUCGACCACCCCAACAUCAUCCACCUAGAGGGGGUGGUGACCAAGAGCCGCCCCGUCAUGAUCAUCACAGAAUUCAUGGAGAACUGUGCGCUUGACUCCUUCCUCCGGUUGAAUGAUGGGCAGUUCACAGUCAUCCAGCUGGUGGGAAUGAUGCGAGGCAUCGCCGCUGGCAUGAAAUACCUUUCGGAGAUGAACUAUGUGCAUCGGGAUCUGGCUGCCCGCAACAUCCUGGUCAACAGCAACUUGGUCUGCAAAGUGUCUGACUUCGGGCUCUCUCGCUUCCUGGAGGAUGACCCAGCUGACCCCACCUACACCAGCUCCCUGGGAGGCAAGAUCCCAAUCAGAUGGACAGCUCCUGAGGCCAUCGCCUACCGCAAAUUCACUUCAGCCAGCGACGUGUGGAGCUACGGCAUUGUCAUGUGGGAAGUGAUGUCCUACGGGGAGCGACCUUACUGGGACAUGUCCAACCAGGAUGUGAUCAAUGCUGUGGAGCAGGAUUACCGCCUGCCACCCCCCAUGGACUGCCCCACUGCACUGCACCAGCUGAUGCUGGACUGCUGGGUGCGGGACCGCAACCUGAGGCCCAAAUUUGCACAGAUUGUCAACACGCUGGACAAGCUCAUCCGCAAUGCUGCCAGCCUGAAGGUCAUCGCCAGCGUGCAGUCUGGCAUCUCCCAGCCGCUCUUGGACCGCACUGUCCCAGAUUACACCACCUUCACCACCGUGGGAGACUGGCUGGAUGCCAUCAAAAUGGGACGGUACAAGGAGAACUUUGUCAAUGCUGGGUUUGCCUCCUUCGACCUGGUGGCACAGAUGACUGCAGAGGACCUGCUGAGGAUAGGGGUGACGCUAGCAGGGCACCAGAAGAAGAUCCUGAGCAGCAUUCAGGACAUGAGGCUGCAGAUGAACCAGACGCUCCCAGUGCAGGUUUGACCACAGGGGACUCUGCAUUGGAACGGACCAAGGGAACCUGCCAUAAAGGUUCAGUUUGCGGUGCAGCCCAGCUUCCUGUUUUCCCCUCCACACGGCGCUCCUCUGCCUCGGACGGUCGCCUGGGACGGGAUGGGACGGGACGCCCUUCCCUGGAUCGAAGGCACUCAUGCUGAGGGAGCCCAGCUUUUCGUCCCUUGUCCUGGAAUGGCGAGGCAGCAACACAUCUUCAUAUUGAAGAUGGAUUAUGGGACAGAGAUGGCACAUCCCACUUCCCACCCUGUCUUGGUGCUCAUCAGUUUGAAGAGUUGUUCUGCUUCUUGGAUUUCUUUUCACCCUGUUUUCCCCCAAAUCCUCACUUCCCUCACCCCCCCGAGGCCACAGACUGUUGACCCGUCCGCCGAGUCUGUCAGACAUGUCCGAAGCCUUCCCUAACUCUGUUCCCCACAUGGAAGCAGCCAGGGGAGGCCGAGCCAGCGACAGGGCUGGGGCCACCAGCCCCAGACAAUCACUCCUCUUCUCCAGCCCUGGCAAGCCCUCCGCCCAAGGGUCUGCACUGGAACAUGUCCGAAGGGAAGGCUUCGCUCCCUUUCUUGGCUUUGCACGCCAGAACCUGAACCCGAUUUACUAUGCAGGG